Hydatigera taeniaeformis is the source of this 453-nucleotide messenger RNA. NCBI's taxonomy places the organism in Eukaryota, Metazoa, Platyhelminthes, Cestoda, Cyclophyllidea, Taeniidae. The record is from the annotation of a GenBank genome assembly.
AUGGACAAACGAGAAGUUUUAAGAGAAGCCCAACGACGCGUUCUCGAUAGCGACGCUAGAAGACGCCGACUUCGCAAAACUCUUGAAAUUCUCGAACAAGAUAAUCACGUUGAGGAUUGCCAGAGUGAAACUAAGACUACGAAAAGGCCGAAAUUCGAAGAUGAUACUCCUGGUCAAUCAAAGCGUCGACGCCGGACUACGAUUGGAAGGGCGAAGUUCAAAAAGACGUUUGAGCUGCUGUUAGACGAGGAAUACCAGGCGACAAAGGGAGGCCAAGUUGGCGCCUCGUAUUUCACUGCCGCUGUCCCCGAUAGUCGUCUACCGCCUCGAAAGUUCUGUUCCGUCUGCGGUUUUCUCGGUGCUUACGUCUGCGUGGUAUGCGGCUCGCGCUAUUGUAGCAUCAAGUGUCGCGACGUGCACAACGACACCCGCUGCCUCAAGUGGGUUGCCUAA